GUUGCUUAGCAAGGGGGAACGAGGCUCUUUGCUCGCUCGGGCAGCCUCGCCGGGCGCCUUUCGGUUUCUGCCCCCGCGGAUCUUCCAUGUAGGAAGCCGAGGCUGGCGAGCCCGACACUCGGGAGCCGCCGCGGGGGGGCCGCUCGCUGGGGAGGCGCCGACGGGGGCAGGCUCGGCCGCCCCCAGGGAAGCGGCGGCCGCGUUCCUCCGGGGCGCGCCGGGGCCCGAGAGCCGCGCAGGGCGCGGGCCGCGCGGGGUGGGGCAGCCGGAGCGCAGGCCCCCGAGCCCCGGCGGGCGCCCCCGGGCCCCCGCGCGCGCCCCGGCCUCCGGGAGACUGGCGCAUGCCACGGAGCGCCCCUCGGGCCGCCGCCGCUCCUGCCUGGGCCCCUGCUGCUGCUGCUGCUGUCGCCUGCGCCUGCUGCCUCAACUCGGCGCCCGAGUUCUUCAUGGUGUGCGGAGGUCAUGUUCGCUCCUUAGCCGGCAAACGACUUUUCUCCUCGCCUCCUCGCCCCGCAUGUUCAGGACCAAACGAUCUGCGCUCGUCCGGCGUCUCUGGAGGAGCCGUGCGCCCGGCGGCGAGGACGGGGAGGAGGGUGCGGGCGGAGGCGAGCUGCGGGGAGAAGGGGCGACGGACGGCCGGGCGCAUGGGGCCGGUGGCGGCGGCGCGGGCAGGGCUGGCUGCUGCCUGGGCAAGGCGGUCCGAGGUGCCAAAGGUCACCACCACCCCCACCCGCCGGCCGCGGGCGUCGGCGCGGCCGGGGGCGCCGAGGCGGAUCUGAAGGCGCUCACGCACUCGGUGCUCAAGAAACUGAAGGAGCGGCAGCUGGAGCUGCUGCUCCAGGCCGUGGAGUCCCGGGGCGGGACGCGCACCGCGUGCCUCCUGCUGCCCGGCCGCCUGGACUGCAGGCCGGGCCCGGGGGCGCCCGCCAGCGCGCAGCCCGCGCAGCCGCCCUCGUCCUACUCGCUGCCCCUUCUGCUGUGCAAAGUGUUCAGGUGGCCGGAUCUCAGGCAUUCCUCGGAAGUCAAGAGGCUGUGUUGCUGUGAAUCUUACGGGAAGAUCAACCCCGAACUGGUGUGCUGCAACCCCCAUCACCUUAGCCGACUCUGCGAACUAGAGUCUCCCCCUCCUCCUUACUCCAGAUACCCGAUGGAUUUUCUCAAACCAACUGCAGAUUGUCCAGAUGCUGUGCCUUCCUCCGCUGAAACAGGGGGAACGAAUUAUCUGGCCCCUGGGGGGCUUUCAGAUUCCCAACUUCUUCUGGAGCCUGGGGAUCGGUCACACUGGUGCGUGGUGGCAUACUGGGAGGAGAAGACGCGAGUGGGAAGGCUCUACUGUGUCCAGGAGCCUUCCCUGGACAUCUUCUAUGAUCUACCUCAGGGGAACGGCUUCUGCCUCGGACAGCUCAAUUCGGACAACAAGAGUCAGCUGGUGCAGAAAGUGCGGAGCAAAAUCGGCUGUGGCAUCCAGCUGACGCGGGAGGUGGACGGCGUGUGGGUCUACAACCGCAGCAGUUACCCCAUCUUCAUCAAGUCCGCCACACUGGACAACCCGGACUCCAGGACACUGCUGGUGCACAAGGUGUUCCCCGGCUUCUCCAUCAAGGCUUUCGACUACGAGAAGGCGUACAGCCUGCAGCGGCCCAACGACCACGAGUUCAUGCAGCAGCCGUGGACUGGCUUCACCGUGCAGAUCAGCUUCGUGAAGGGCUGGGGCCAGUGUUACACCCGCCAGUUCAUCAGCAGUUGCCCGUGCUGGUUGGAGGUGAUCUUCAACAGCCGGUAGCCGCGUGGGGACAGGACAGAGCAUGAGCCGAGCAGGCCAGCGUUCAAACUACUUUGCUGCUAAGGUUUCCCUCCCGAAUGCUUGCUUUUCAUGCAGACUCUUUGGUCGUGUUUUUUGUUGUUGUUGUUUGUUCCUGUUUUCUACUCGUCAUUCUUCUUGUUUGUGUUCCGUUUUGUUCUUUGAGAAAUAGCUUAUGAAAAGAAUUGUUGGGAUUUUUUUUUUUUUUUUUUGGAGCAGGGGUGGGGGUGGGGAGGCCUAUGGUUGGUGGGAUACCCCAGAUAAGGAAAGGAGGGGGAAGCAGUGUGUGGACUGGGGAGCAGCCCCUCACUUCUCUCCAGGCAUCAUUUCACCUGUCGGGAGUGUGCGUGUGAGUGAGCGUGUGUGUGAGUGGCCGAGGCGGGGAACGCCACACUCUCUGCUCUGUGUUUCUGACGGAUGUCCCCGCCGACAGGUUGUGGCACCAGCUGUGUCCCUCUUGCCCUUCGGACGCGUUCCGUGGGGGCAGAGGCAGUACCUUGGGCGAACUGGCGGCUGAUGUCCCAGUGGCUACCGGAAGCACGGCUCUGCCGCCUGCCCCCCGAGACGCCCCCUGCCCCGCUCUCCCCCCGUUUCUAGGACACGGGCCUGUCCACAGGCUUCUGAGAAGCCAGCCUCCUCAAGGCUGAACCGGAACCGACCCCCUCCAUCCUUCCCUUACUCUGCCCCCGCCCCGCCCCGCCCCGCCCCGCCCCGCCCCGCCCGGCCCCGGCCCACCCCGGCCCAGCUGUCCUGGUGUCUCUGUUCCUCAGCCACUGCUCCUGGAUCUCCCUGGGAUGGGCAGCCCCGGCACAGUAUUGCGCCCCCCCCCCCCCCCGCCCCAGUGCCCUGUGCCCCCCCCGCCCCCUCCAUCAGAUGUUUCCUGGGUGUGAGAGAAGCUGUGCGCUUUGCUCCCCCUGCAGCCUGUGCGUCGAGCUGUGCCGUGAGGUCCGCGCCCGCAGCCCCCUCCCACCAAGCAGGGUCUGGUCUGCACCCAAGGUACCAUCCUAGGCUGACACCUGCCUCGUCUUUCGUUUCUUCUGCGACUCAUACGCUCGUAUGAUCAUUUGACACUGUUCUUAGCUCAAUGAGCAUGCUUAGACUUUAACAUAAGCUAUUUUUCUAACUACAAAGGUUAAAAUGAACAAGAGAAGCAUUCUCAUUGGAAAUUUAGCAUUGUAGUGCUUUGAGAGAGAAAGGACUCCUGAAAAAAGAACCCUGAGAUUUAUUAAAGAAAAAAUGUAUUUUAUGUUAUAUAUAAAUAUAUUAUUACUUGUAAAUAUAAAGACGUUUUAUAAGCAUCAUUAUUUAUGUAUUGUGCAAUGUGUAUAAACAAGAAAAAUAAAGAAAAGAUGCACUUUGCUUUAAUAUAAAUGCAAAUAACAAAUGCCAAAUUAAAAAAGAGAAACACGAGAUGGGUGUUUUUUCUAUGGGUGUUAUCACCUAGCUGAAUGUUUUUCUAAAGGAGUUUAUGUUCCAUUAAAGCAAUUUUUAAAAUGUA
Messenger RNA from Oryctolagus cuniculus (rabbit), 3299 nucleotides. RefSeq names its product SMAD family member 7 (gene SMAD7). The record is from RefSeq and is a predicted model, not a curated record. Gene Ontology annotation, biological process: SMAD protein signal transduction; regulation of transcription by RNA polymerase II; anatomical structure morphogenesis. Gene Ontology annotation, cellular component: heteromeric SMAD protein complex. Lineage: Eukaryota; Metazoa; Chordata; Mammalia; Lagomorpha; Leporidae. Gene Ontology annotation, molecular function: transcription regulator inhibitor activity; I-SMAD binding.